AUGCGCCUGGCCGGCGGCGCCGGCUCCCCCCGGGCUGUGCCCUCGCCCGGGAAUGACAGCCGGUGGCGGGCGGAGGAGCCCGGCGGCGGCAGCAGCCCCAGUCCCGAGGCGUGGUCGGGGUCGCCGAACGGCAGCCUGGGCGGCUGGGAUCCCUUCGGGCGGGACGAGGAGCUGGCGAAGCUGGAGAUCGCGGUGCUGGCCGUCACCUUCGCGGUGGCGGUGGUGGGGAACGGCAGCGUGCUGCUGGCCCUGCGGCGCACGCCGCGCAAGGCGUCCCGCAUGCACCUCUUCAUCCGCCACCUCAGCCUGGCCGACCUGGUGGUAGCCUUCUUCCAGGUGCUGCCCCAGCUCUGCUGGGAGGUGACCCACCGCUUCCACGGCCCCGACGGGCUCUGCCGCGUCGUCAAGCACCUGCAGGUCUUCGGCAUGUUCGCCUCGGCGUACAUGCUGGUGGCCAUGACCGCCGACCGCUACAUCGCCGUCUGCCACCCGCUGAAGACGCUGCAGCAGCCCACCAAGCGCUCGUACGGGAUGAUCGCGGCGGCCUGGGCGCUCAGCCUGCUGCUCAGCACCCCGCAGUACUUCAUCUUCUCCCUCAGCGAAGUGGAGCGCGGCUCGCAGGUCUACGACUGCUGGGCGCACUUCAUCAUGCCCUGGGGGCCCCGCGCCUACAUCACUUGGAUCACCGGCGGCAUCUUCAUCGCGCCUGUCCUCAUCCUCAUCAUCUGCUACGGCUUCAUCUGCUACCGCAUCUGGCGCAACGUGCGGGGCAAGACGCGCCCGGGGGAGGCGGCAGCGGCGGGCGGCGGGCGGCGGGCGGGUGAUGAUGGUGGCCCGCGACGAGGGCUGCUGCUCGCCCCUUGUGUCAGCAACGUCAAAACCAUCUCCCGCGCCAAGAUCCGCACCGUCAAGAUGACCUUCGUGAUCGUCUCGGUGUACGUCGUUUGCUGGGCGCCCUUCUUCACCAUCCAGAUGUGGUCCGUCUGGGACCAGCGCUUCCCCUGGGUCGAUUCUGAAAACACUGCGACAACAGUCACGGCUCUGCUGGCCAGCCUGAACAGUUGCUGUAACCCGUGGAUCUACAUGUUCUUCAGUGGGCACCUCCUCCAAGACUGCCUACAGAGCUUCCCUUGCUGCCAAAAAAUAAAGCAAACGCUGAGUAAGGAAGAUUCAAACAGCAAUAGCAGGCGACAGACUUCUUUCACCAACAACAGAAGCCCAACCCACAGCCUGAACACAUGGAGAGAGAUGCCCCACUCCAAAUCGACCAGCUUCAUCCCCAUUCCAACGUGA
Molecule: messenger RNA, 1293 nt
Organism: Cinclus cinclus
Lineage: Eukaryota; Metazoa; Chordata; Aves; Passeriformes; Cinclidae
Gene: AVPR1A
Product: arginine vasopressin receptor 1A
Exons: 2
Coding region: 1-1293 (430 amino acids)
Biological process (GO): positive regulation of vasoconstriction; G protein-coupled receptor signaling pathway; regulation of systemic arterial blood pressure by vasopressin
Cellular component (GO): membrane
Molecular function (GO): peptide binding; vasopressin receptor activity
Source: RefSeq, a predicted model, not a curated record